Molecule: messenger RNA, 102 nt
Organism: Haemonchus placei
Lineage: Eukaryota; Metazoa; Nematoda; Chromadorea; Rhabditida; Trichostrongylidae
Source: the annotation of a GenBank genome assembly
UUGAAUGAUUGCAAUUGGAUUGAAAUUGCCACUGGCCUUCCAUCGGUCCAUGCCAGUGAAAAUGGUGCUAGUGCUGCGCUCCAGAGCAAUGUAGGUUCCUAA